Molecule: messenger RNA, 1218 nt
Organism: Botrytis porri
Lineage: Eukaryota; Fungi; Ascomycota; Leotiomycetes; Helotiales; Sclerotiniaceae
Exons: 1
Coding region: 1-1218 (405 amino acids)
Cellular component (GO): nucleus
Molecular function (GO): DNA binding
Source: RefSeq, a predicted model, not a curated record
AUGAAGAAUAGAUAUACCGAAGAAGAUAUCGCAGAGGCUCUUAGAGCGAUUACAAAUGGAGCAAGCAUACGAAGAGCUAGCUUGGAUUAUGGUGUUCCACGUACCACACUUCACGAUCGAAUAUAUGGUGGAGUUUCGCAUCAAAAAGGCGCCCAAAUACUUCAAAAGUUAUCUCCAAUUCAGGAGAAUCGACUAGCAGAAUGGAUAUUAGUACAGGAAGCUCUUGGUACUAGCCCUACACAUCGUCAAAUCAGAGAGAUGGCAGAGCACCUCCUUAUUGUACGAGGGGAGGAUCCCUCACUUGGAAAGAAAUGGAUACAUAGCUUUUUUCGAAGGCAUCCUAAUAUUGGAACUAAGAAGCAACAUCAAAUCGAUUCUGCACGAGUUUCAGGUGCUACAUCUGAUAUUAUUAAGAAGUGGUUCCGGAACCUCGCAAUCCCUGAAAUCAAGGCUAUUAAGCCGGCCAACAGAUGGAAUAUGGAUGAAGCAGGUAUAAUGGAGGGUCAGGGUCUUAAUGGACUAGUAGUAGGAAGCACUGAUCGAAGAUUUAUUCAAAAAAAGCAACCUGGAUCUCGAAUUUGGACCUCUUUUAUAGAAUGCAUUUCAGCCAAUGGAAAAAGCAUUACUCCCCUUGUAAUAUAUAAGGGAAAAUCAGUUCAACAACAAUGGUUUCCAACAGAUUUGACUCUAUUCAAGGGUUGGAACUUUACCGCUACAGAAAAUGGAUGGACUACAGAUGCUACAGCUUUAGAAUGGCUGAAAAAGAUCUAUAUCCCUCAAACUACCCCUAUUCAGCCGGAAAAUUCAAGACUCCUCAUUUUGGACGGACACGGAAGCCAUGAAACUACAGCAUUUAUGUUAGAAUGCUUUAAUAACAACAUAUAUCUCUUACUUCUCCCACCACAUACGUCACACGUACUACAACCACUCGAUUUAUCUGUGUUCUCACCCCUAAAAAGUGCAUAUCGAAUCGAACUUAAUAAAUUAAGUCUAUUAUCCGAUUCCUCACCAAUUGAAAAGCGCAAUUUCCUUUCUUGCUAUCAGAAGGCUAGAAUAGAAGGUUUAACUAUUCAAAAUAUCAAGUCUGGGUGGCAAGCUAGUGGUCUUUGGCCCAAAAAUAUGGCUAAACCUCUUAUGAGUCGACUUUUGCUUGAAAAUAGCAAUAGAGAGGUUUUAUCACUUAAUCCUGAAUCUGAUGAUGAUCCUAUUCUUCAAUGA